Molecule: messenger RNA, 10692 nt
Organism: Zootermopsis nevadensis
Lineage: Eukaryota; Metazoa; Arthropoda; Insecta; Blattodea; Termopsidae
Product: dual specificity protein phosphatase CDC14AB
Biological process (GO): protein dephosphorylation
Source: RefSeq, a predicted model, not a curated record
UGAUUUUUGUAUACAUUGAAAAGACAUGGCAGUUUAGUUGAGUUAUGUGUUGUAUGGGGAUGCAUGAUUGAUGUCGUAUUGGUAAAAUCAGAGAGUUUAUGAGCUAUGGCAACUAUAAGAAGACAUUAAUCCGGUAUAAAUUUCACUACUGUAGUAUGCUACCAGGUGUUUGUAAAAAGAAGUUUGUGCGACGUCAAUACCGUACGCCUACUUUUGAUCUCCCGGCAAAUCCGAAUUAUUGUCAAAUAAACUACGGAAGAUCAUGCAUAUUAUGGAAAUCAUUGGAAUUGAUCAAAUCAUCUAAUUUUUACUGUGUAAUUUACAAAUUAAUUGGUUGUACAUGUAAUAAAAUUGUGCAGCGUUCUUGAAAAUGAUUUUAUAUUCGAGUAUGUAUUAAAAAUCGAAAUGUUCGUGCUUCGUUCGAAUGAACGGCAAGUGGCUUGAUAUUCUGUGCAUUAUUUGAAAAGGACACGAAAAUUGUAUCUGUAUAGUGCCAUUACGGGCAGUCAUAUGUGAUCGUACUUGAAAGUGUGGCAGUUAUUAUUUUAGCAGAAAGAGUGAAGUGAAAUGUGAUUUUACGGAUUGAUAUUUCGCAAAUUUACGUAUGAAAAGGAGUGAAUAAAGCAUUUAACAUGGAUGAAGGCAAUGAAGUUCUGGUGUGUGCAUCAGAAUAUGUUAAAGAUCGCCUGUACUUCGUGACGCUUCGAACAACAGUUAAACCGAAGUCCACGGCUAACACUCAUUACUUCAGUGUGGAUGAUGAAUUGGUGUACGAGAAUUUUUAUGCUGAUUUCGGACCGCUGAAUUUGGCAAUGCUCUACAGGUAUUGCCAAAAACUCAACAAGAAAUUGAAGUCCUUCUCGCUGGCAAAGAAGAAGAUCGUGCAUUACACAACCAUGGAUGCCCAGAAGAGAGUGAAUGCCGCAUUUUUGAUAGCGUCUUAUGUGAUAAUUUAUCUCAAGAAAACUCCAGAAGAAGCAUACCGGCCAUUGAUCGGAGGUACAAAUCCACCGUUUCUUCCUUUCAGAGACGCAUCCUUUGGAAUGUCUGUGUAUCACAUUACAUUAAUGGACUGCCUCCAUGCUGUAUAUAAAGCUUUGAACCUGGGUUUUUUCAACUUUGAAGAUUUUGAUGUGGAUGAGUAUGAGUACUAUGAGAGAGUAGAGAAUGGUGAUCUGAACUGGAUUGUGCCACAGAAGUUUCUUGCUUUUUGUGGUCCUCAUGCAAAGAGCAAGAUUGAAAAUGGUUAUCCCCUCCAUGCACCAGAAGCAUAUUUUGCCUACUUCAGGAGGAAUGAUGUCACAACUGUAAUUCGACUUAAUAAGAAGAUAUAUGAUGCAAACAGAUUCGUAGAGGCUGGCUUCGAUCACAGAGACUUGUUUUUUAUUGAUGGUAGCACUCCUAGUGACCCCAUCAUGAAACAGUUUCUUGCCAUUGCAGAAAGUGCUCGAGGUGCCAUUGCAGUCCAUUGUAAAGCUGGCCUAGGCAGAACUGGAUCUCUCAUAGGCUGCUACAUUAUGAAGCAUUAUCAUUUCUCAGCACACGAGACUAUUGCAUGGAUCCGAAUGUGUCGUCCAGGGUCAAUUAUUGGUCAUCAACAACAGUGGCUUGAAGAUAAACAGUCCCACAUGUGGCUUCAAGGUGAUUUGCUUCGAUCGCAAAAUGAUGAGAAUACAAACGUGUAUCCGAAACACGUAUAUGGUAUCUACAGUGUGAGAAACAACAAGUCUCUUUGUUUUGAACUGAACACACAGAAUGGUAAGGUAGUGAAAAAGGACUCAAAGGCAACUGACAAUGUGUCCAGGAUUCUUCAUAAAGUAGACACGAUGAAAUUAGAUGAUCAAGAAGAUGAAAACAAGAAUGAAACAAGUUUCAGAAGAAAACUGGAAUUAAUUGAGGAUGCUGCCAGCCAAAACAGUGAUGAGCCCAAUAGAAAUAUCGCCGUGAUGACGCAGGGUGACAAGUUAAAUCAAAUAAAGGCGCUGAGAAGACAUCCCAGAUCAGUAACAACUGGUGCCGUACACUUGGAAGAUGGGAGACCACAUACCAGGGCCAAGUCACAGCCAUUCCGCAGCGGACAGCAACAGCAGAUGCCAAACACAAUUCUUUCCCCUCUUAAGGCAGCAAAAGUGAGCAGUACCAUAGUGGCUGCCCACAACAAGGAAAAGGACGUUGUGUCUACUAAGAGAACAUCACGCACCACCACUGCUAUGACUAAAAGAAAUACCUGGCUUCUAAACUCAAUGUAUGGAUCAAAUCGAUCAUUAAAUAUCAGCAAAGUUAACCUAACCCAUCCCACAAGACCAGUUACCCGAGCUGCAGUGAAAGCUACGCCCACAACCUCAAGUAGUCCUUCCCCAUCAUCUGGUCUGGGGAUGACAUUGCGCAGCGCAGACCGAGUCACCAGAUAUACUGUUCGUCAUGCUCGAACCUCCUCCUCCCGGAGUUAUAAAACAGCUUUUAUCAGAUGACUAACCAAAUUACCAACAAUUGCGAAUCAAGCACCAGUUCUUGUGAGGAAUGAUUUCCGCAGCAGGAGCUGUUCUCGCCCAAAAAGGAGUAAUGGUUUACGCAAGCAGGACUGUGCUGCCAAAGAGGUGAAGGGAAGUUCCAGUGCAGUGGUCGCACAACAGCGACACAAGUCACAAUCCACUGCUACUCCUCCUCCUCAUCGGAAAAUUUCGCCAACAUCUCAGUGCAAGAAGGAUGACUGCGUCAUGAUUAAGGAACGAGGCAAACGCCCUCUAAGCAGUAGCCGGGAGAAACAGUCUUCUCGUUUGUCCAAGGCCAUCUGUUGCCCUAAGGGUGAGUCAGUGGUUGAAAAGACUUCUUCUUCAAGUAGCUUGUCACAGUCCCCAUUCCCAUCCAGUAAAUUGGAACUGAAAUUUUCAAACUCUUCAUUGCAACAAACUUUCUCAUCAGUUGCCCUCAGUUCUGAACAAGAUGAAAUGCAGAAAGAUGGUUUUGAGUCAUUGGGUAAGAAAGUGGUUUCGCCUAAACUUAGAUUGCGAGAAAAGUUACACAAAGACUUGGAUACAGGCACUAAUAUAUUCAAGCAUAGGAUGAUAAAACGAACAACCGUUACCAGCAUUAAAAGAACAACUGUUCUUAACUCAAAAGUUAUUAGGAGAAAGACUUCCCUGGAGAAAGACUCCAAUUAAUUUCAUAACUAUAUGCUUCUGCUCUUGGUAAUUGUCUUAUAACUCUUUCAUCUUGUCCCCAGGGGACUUAAGACUAACGAGUUCAGUUUUGAAAGUCAGAUGUGUCACAAAGAAUGAAAAUUUUAAAAAUGGCCUAAAUUCUGUAAGGCUCUUGUAGGGAAUAUGGCCAAGUUGCUGCCAUACUCAUACUUUCAGAGACUGUCAACAGAAGUCAGCACCGUUAAGUCAUUAACAUCGGCUAAGUUGUGUUCAGUGAGAGAGUCACCAACUGAACUGCACUGUAUGUUGUCAGAUGCCAUUUAAGUGUCGGGAGAACGGAGGGAAAAGCAUAUAUCAGACUUUCAGAACACGAGUAAUGUGUCAGUAAUCUUCAUAAACAAUAAUUUUCAUAGAGCUUAAUCGAGAGAAUUAUCUGUACUUUUAUAUAGUGUAAUUGGAUUUUGUGUCAUUCUUUGUUAGAUUUUCUUUUGGCACAGAUAAAAGAAAUAUAUCAACCUUGCCCAAAGACUAAACUGAUUCAGUGUAAAAAAAAUCAAUGAACUCAAAGAAUUGCUGAUGCUAUUAGAUGUCAUAGACAAGCAUGAACAGAUUUACAGUGCUGAUGGAAAAGGUUGCAGGUUACAUCUGGAUAAGGAGCCGAAGGCACGAGGCCAAAAGAUUUCAUGCAAAAACCAGUUGCAGAAAUUAAUCCUGCCAGCCAGGUCACAUGGCUGCAACAUUUGAGCUACAGUCGCUGUGUGACUGAAGUUUAAGCAGAUUCAUUGCUUUGGCUGCUGCUGAUUUCAGGAUGCCACUGUCUCGCUGGUUUAUGUGGUGUGUGUUCUGACCUUGCCCCUGUUUUAUCUAGUUUUCCUUAGCUAAGCACAUUUUUGACAGGUUUCUUGUCCAGAAGUGACCUAGUAGACCCGACUUUCGUAAUAAGUUUACGGAUGCCUGUUGUGCUUGUAACUGUGAUCCCAGGAUAUGUAUGACAAAUUUUCUCUGACACUUUCUAGUGUAACCACAUUUCAUAUACGAUUCAUAAGCAUACUGUUCAGAAGUGUAUUGAACCCUAUCCACACACAACAAUAACCAGUACUUAACAUGAUGCACUGUUGUGUGAAUAAUUUUUAUGACAGUUGCUGUUAGUGCUACACCUGCUGGACAGUGACAUCUGCAUUCAGCUUCAUCCAUUGAUGCUCUGAAUCAUUUGGCUACCAAGAAUUUUUAUGCUUUGUUUGCUGCCAGCCAUUUUUUCUAUGGUAUUAUUAGAACUUCUGAUACUUUGUACGUGUCAUUUUAGCGUGCGUCUCACAAAAACAGGUACUGUAUAAUUUUAUGUAGUGAAAUUAAUUUUAUAGGACAUUUAUACCUGCACAUAUACAUGAAUUACAGUAUUUUAAUUUUGUUAAACACUACCACUUGUAUAAAGAAUAUGCAUAAUGAAUUGUAAUUUUAUUUUUAUCACCUGUUUUCUCAUAAAAUAUAAAAUGCAAGUGUUAUGUUUGCACUAAAUGGAAUGGCAGAGUAUAUUUUUAACUUGUAGAAGUUAAUGUAUUUAUUUAUAGAAUUCAAAUGCCAUAUAAGUCACAUGUAAAUAUAUUUAGCAGGUGUUGAUGGGAAGGGAUCUUCAUUUUUUUAGUUCUUGGUUCUGUAGUUUCUUUGCGUAGCAUAUGUUAUGUUUGGUUUAAAAUUUGGUACUAUAAUUUUGCUAGUCCAUUAUGAAUCAAAGAACCUUUUGCAAGUACCACUGUUGAAUUUAGCAUAAAUGUUCAAGUUAUCAACUUCAGUGACACCAUAACAUGCAAAAGAGCUUGCCAGUUAUUUUUGGAUACAUGAUUUAUUGAUUCAGUUUUCAAAACUUUUUUAACACUGGAAGAAUCAAAAACCAGUAAAACCUCUGUAUAAAAAAACUCUAUAUUCUCAACAUUUUUCUGACAUUGUUAUAGUGAGUUUUUCUCUUUCAGUUUGUAACCUGUUUUUAUGUGCCAGUGAUAAAAAUCACAUAGGAAUCGCUCUUCUGGUAAAGAUAACUGUGGUUGAAAUCUUUGUGCUGGAAAUUGUUGACAAAAUACUGAUUUGCACAGCCUCUAGCAAGCUGCAUGAAGUUGCAAGGCACAAAGCAAAGAUAUCGUGCAAGGCUAUGAAUAGCUGAUAAGCCCAUAAGGUUACAACGUAUACCGUGAAUGUGCAGACUGGGAAUGCUGGAACGCAGUGUCCCUUGAGAAGAUGAACAUUACAAUAAUGGAUCCCAUCAUAAAUCUGCAGAUAAAAAGAAUAAAUUUGCAAUCACAUAAAGCUAAUGUGAUGUAUUCAUGAACAGCCAGGUGCUACAAAUGUGGAAAAAAUUAUUUUGUAUUAUAAGGUGGCUGUAGGCUUACUGGGAAAGGUCUAUUCAUGUCAUAUCAUUGAGAAACAUUAGCUAUAAUUUUAAUUCCUCUAAAAUAUAAAUAUGUCUUAACAUUUUAUUGUUAGCUGUUGUUUCUGUACCAAAAUGUUUUAUUUAUAUUUUAUUCGCAUGUGGAAGCAUGCAUAUUGCAUACAGUGUUGCCUAAGUUUAUAUGACCAGCUGUCUAGUAACUUUGCCACAUUUAAAAUGACAUUUUGAUGUUUGUGUGGUAACUAGUGUAGUAGCGUGAGCCACCAAAGUUGAUGGGAACCUUUUUUGUGUCAGAUCUUAAUACAGUUUAUUGCAGCUCAAUCUUUGAAAGUACAAUUUUUUUUUUAUCUAAAUGAAAUUUGAAACCAUCUUCAUGGUGAUCGAGGCCAGAUUGCUGCCAAAUGCACCAACACAAAACUGGCCACCUGACUCCAGACUCUGCCAGACCCCCCACCACAGAUACUGCUGUUGCCUUAUUUGCAUGUUUUGCUGCUAAAAUUACCACUGUCAGAAAUGAAUUUGUUUCCACAUUAUGUGGGUGGUGCGCUCGUACAUUUAAGUUGACUGACAUUGGCUGUUAUGUUCAGAACAGAUAGAUUGUGAUUUUUAUUUAUUUUGCACAUUGCCAUAAAAUAAAGAAGUACAACAUUUUGGAGUGUGGAAAUGAACAUUCCAAUUCAAUGCAUUCUUUUGUAUGCUGUGUCACUGAGAGUAUGAUUAUUUAGUACAAAAAUUGUUUUUACAUUGAAAUCAUAGUUUUGGGUUAAAUGGAGUAUCAGAAGCAUAUUUUAACUCACUUUUGUUUAUUUUAGUGAAUCGUACGUGUUUUACUCCACACAGUCUAGUUAUAAACAAAGGGAAAUAAUGUUGAUUCCUUACAUUUUAUAUAGACAUUUAUAUAUAUAAUAAGGUACAUAUGAAUUUAUGUAUGAUAACUAAUAGUUUAUAUAAUACCUAAUGCUGCUUGUGGGUGAAGACAGAGGGAAUGAAUUAUGCACCAGUUUGAUGAAAUAUGAGCGUUAUGUUUUCUGUGAAUGGUGCUUCGAGAUAGUGCACUACAGUUGUAUUUUCUCGUGUACACGCUGAAAUAAUCUGAGUAGAGGAGUGGCAAAUUUCAGUAGAUAGAAAACUUACUAGAUCCCAGGCAUAGCAGAUUUUGGCUUUCUGUCAGAAUGAUAGACUGUAGUACUUGAAACAUGUUUAAAUACUUGUAUACAUGCUUUUCAAUUCAACCAUUAUCAUUAAUGAUACUGAUUUAUACAAAAGAGUUUUUAGUUUAUUUCAUUAAGAUAAUGGUCUCCAACACUCAGCACUUGGCCUUUCCAAGUGUAUUUUAAUUGUUGAAUUACUGUACGAAUUUCUAAAUAGUGCAUACAUUGAGAAGAUAGAUGUAAUUCUUCAGUUCUUCUUCACAAGAAGUAUUCACAUUCAAUAUAUAUUGGUCAGUUUUUGAGAUUUAGUGAUGCUUUAAAUCUGAAGUGUAUGAAUAUUUCUAAUUUUGCAAAGUUUAUUUGUCUGGUGUAUAUAACUCAAGUUGAAAUAACUGUUAAUACAUUUCAGUUCUUAGAUGCUAAUAAUUAGGCAUAACUAUUUGUACAUUUAAUCAAGUUAUUGUAAUAGUAGCUGGUGAAAUUAUUGAAUCAAUUGUUGUAACAAACCUGUAGGUAAUCAUUGCAAUUAUGCUGCCGAGAACAUGGUCAUCACUGUGUCUAAACACCAUGUGAUUUGCAGUGUUUUACAGUGAUAAAUCUGUCUUUUUAAUGAGCUGCAUGCAUCUGUGACUUGGUGAUGAUUGAUGCAUUUUGUGAAAAUCUGUUUUAACAACAUUCCACUUGUGGUCACAUGGUAUUUAACUCCCUGCCAUCAACAGUACAAACACAGUGCAACUCUUAUUAGGGUUUAUUUCAGUCAUUAAAUAACAUGACAGCAUGGAAAUAUUAUUGUGGGAUGCAGAGCAUUGAAUUGUUAGAGGACUUGCUCUUUUGUGUUGGAUUAGGAGGUACGAUGUUGUAUCUCGGAGAUGUUACACUGGUUUGAGCUUAGUUGUGCCAUAUCUUGAGUAAUCCAUAAGAAAUUCCAAUUUCAGAGAACAUAUUGCAGAGAAACCAUAACAAUCUAUAACUUCUAAUUUUUUCAGAAAUAUACACCAACUUUACUCCUGCUGAUUAGAUGGGUGCCAGAAUCAAUCUGGAUUUUGUUGUGAGGGAAAAAUCCCAUUGUUCUUGAUGGUGAUUGAAAUCAAAUACAGGUUAUUCACUUUAUUAACCUUUAAUAUAAGGGAAUAGGGGACUUCAUUCCUCAUACUCUGGUUGCUGGCUAGACUUUAAUUACGGGGUCUAAUGGUUUAGCAGUAUGCUACAGGACACGCAGUCAGAGCCUGCUCUGUUGAUUUCAGAGCCACUUCUUUGAGAUGAGGGAUUUUUAUUUUAUUGUUCUGUACAGAUCAAUGUUCUGCAAUUGGUGUGCUGCAAAUUUAAAGAUCCUAGAAAAAAGCAGUAUCUUGUUAGAAUUUGUAAUGCACACACAGGUUCAUCAUCGAUGGUUUUAUUCAAACAUGUGCUAUGUUUUGUUUUCAUAUGCUUACAUUCUUAUGGGACAGGUAUUUAUAUGUGGAUACAUAUUAUGGAUAUGUAUAGUUUGUGCCCGUUUUUUGUGAGGCAACUUUUUUUUGGUCAUGCUGUCAUGUGUUUUUGAUAAAUUAUGAUGUUCUGCGGGUGAAAAAAGUUUUCAUAACACUGGUAUAGAUUGGACUAUAUAUGUAUAGUUGUGUAUAUGUAUUGUGUAGAUGGUCACAAAAGAGAAAGGUUGUGAAAAAGUUGGUCUGAUUGGUAGCUACUGAUCCACAAAAGUGUAAAUAAUUGGUAAUAUUGUAAUGUUGCAUAUUCCUACAAAAAGGAGAGAGAGCAACCAUGUUAGAAUUAGAAAUUUCUUCCAUCAUCAUGGUUUAUAUAACAGCCUUGUAUAGCUUCGUAUUACUGACAUAUAGCUAUUUUUAUAACGGUGGUCUGUUGCAAAUUAUCAGGAUGGAGAGCAUAACAUAGCUAGUGUUAAAAUUGUGGCAAUGGUUUGCUUUAUGGUACUAAUUUAAUGUUAGAAAUAGGUAGAAGUCUUCUUUCUUGUUAGCACCUUGUGCCUCCUAAAUUUGAUCAUAAGAUUGGUUGGUUUUGAGAGCUUUUUUUGUAUACUUGUGUGUGCAUGCACGUGUUUUGUAUGUGUGUAUUUGUAUAAAUCAGGAUGGACCAUUUCCUUUUUGAUCAAGAAGCAGUGGCCAGCUGGGCCCGACCUUCUGCGUCUCUGCGGGGGUAGCAGUCGGUGAAGGUAGCCUUAUCUCGGUGGUAAGCUAUUGCAGUAAGAUUAUCCUUUAGAAAGUGUAAUAAAACCUUACCAUUGCUACAGCAAAUGCUAAAAAUGAUGAUCUCCUGACUGAAUGCACUCAGUGUACCUGCGGAACACAUUGGUAUUUACUCUCUAGUUCUUCUCUGGAAAUGGCUGAUAUUAUUUCUUCCUUCUUCAAGAGUGUGGAAAUUUGUUUUAUACACUUCAUCUUUUGAGCUUCCCCACAAGUAAAACUCACAUGAUGCCAAGUUAGGAGAACAUGGGGGCCACAGACCAUGCCUAAUUACUUGGUCAGUGAAAACAUCUUGCUGUACUUUCAAACUUAAAUGUACCAUCUGAACUGUUACAGAAUCCUGCUGGAAGGCACUACAUAGCCCUUAUUCUUGUGUUACCUCAGUAAAAUGUGGGCUUAGGAUAUCGUUUACAUACCCAGCAGCAUUAACUGUAUCAUCGUAAAAGAUAGGUCCAGUUAUCCUGCAUGCAGUUUUCACUCACCAAACACCACUUUUGUCAUCAUGCAGAAGAAGUUCAUAAAUAAUUCUUGGAUUUUUUGCAUUCCAAUACUGACUGUUCUGGGAAUUCAUUUCUCCGUGUAAGGAAAACGACAGUUCUUCAGGAAAAAGAAAACACUAAUUGUGGAUCAAUGUACAGACCAAAGAAAGCAAUUGCAAAAAUGUAUUCUUGCAACCUGAUCAUGUACCUUCAAAGCAUGAACUACCAUUGUCUGAUAUGAUUGCAGUCUUGACAUUUUCUGGCUUUUCAUGUAGAUGUUCUCAAAGCACCUGUUCCCAUGCAGUCUAAGAAAUUUUCUUAGUGAAGUUUCAAGUCUAACAACUGUGUCAUCUAAUAUCUCUUCUGUCAACACAUUUCUAUUCCUAUCUGGCAUUUUGUCUAGCACUGACCCUGUUGUUUUAAUCUUAUUUACCAAGUAAUAUAUAUAUAUAUUUUGUCUGCUUGGAACUGGUUGUCUUGGAAAUUUGAACUUCAGUUUUCUGUGACAUUUUCUGGCAGGCUCAUAUUUUAAAUUGAGUUGCACCAAACAUACAUGUUUUUCAGUAGCAUACCUAACUUGAGCCAUGUUGUACAAUACCGAAUGGUUUAUUGAGAAAUGCAUUAACAGACACAGACAAAAGUGAUUAUUUUUGGUGGUAGUAUGAUGUCACCGACUACUUCGGCUGCAUAGAUGCGGCAAGCCGGGAUCCAGCUGGCUGCUCACACAGCUGCUGCUUCUCCAUCAAAUAGGAAGUGGCGCACCCUGUGUGUGUGGUAUAGGUGUUCAGUUUAUGGAAUGCAGUUACAAAAGUGUGUUGUACCUUUUACAAGAGAACAAGAAAGAUAUUCAUAAUCAUAAAAGUGUGCCAAUGGUGAUAAAAUUCUUUCAUUAAAUUUUGAUUAUGAAUGCUUUAGUAUUUUACUUACUGAGGCUGGAGUAUUUAGUUAAUUCGAUGUUUGAUAGAUAGUAUGAACUCGUUCACAAAUUUAGUCCUCUCUGAUAAAGAAAUAACAUGCUGUAGCAUCCCCUGCCCACAUACACACACAAAUGUCAAAUAUGUUUUAUACAGCUUAUAAUAUCUUGUUGGUGUUUAACAAAAAUCUGUUAUCUGUGAGCAUUCUGUAGGGUGACUAGUCAUGCCAAUAGUUCAAAAAAGAGUUCCCAGUUUUAAACCUUGAAAUUUUAAAAUAAUUCGCAUUUACAAUUUUGAAAACUAAUUUAAUUCCACUCUCUUUCCACAACACUGGUAUUAUGUACAUUAUGAAUACUCAUAUUUUAGAGAAUGUGAUAUCUGUUGUGUACAGUUAAUGUCAGAAAAGUCCUAAUAAAUAACACAAUCUGGA